Molecule: messenger RNA, 1125 nt
Organism: Culex quinquefasciatus (southern house mosquito)
Lineage: Eukaryota; Metazoa; Arthropoda; Insecta; Diptera; Culicidae
Exons: 2
Coding region: 1-1125 (374 amino acids)
Source: RefSeq, a predicted model, not a curated record
AUGAAGGUGACAGAAUAUGACGAGAAGAUGAACGCUCUUCUUACCGACUCGACGUACAAGGUUCUUCCCAAGGACCCAACUCCGAGCGUUGAACGUAAGAACAACAACUUGGUAGACCGACUGCUGGAUUUACACCUUAUCGAUAAGGACACUGGCAAACGGUUGAGGAACAAAACAUCGAUAUGCCCACGCAUCUAUGGUCAACCGAAGGCACACAAGGCAAACCUCCCGUUGCGCCCAGUAGUCCCAAACAUCACGGCGCCGACCUACCAACUCUCCAAGUACCUGUCCAGCAUCCUAAAACAGGCACACCAAAGCAUUUUCAACAUCAAAGACAGCUUCACCUUUGUAGAACAGAUACGGAACGUGACGUUGCCCCCCGACUACUGCUUGGUGUCGUUCGAUGUCGUCUCGCUAUUUACGAACGUCCCUAAACUGUUGGUUAUCCACGACAUCAUUGCGUGCUGGGACGUAAUACAACGGGCAACGGACAUCGACCUCAGCCUUUUCCUCGAAUUGGUAGAGUUUCUGUUGGACAAUAGCUACUUCUGCUUUCGAGGAAAGUUCUACAUGCAAACGUUUGGGACAGCCAUGGGGAGCCCGAUUUCGCCAAUUUUGGCCGACCUCGUCAUGGAGAUUCUCUUGCUGAAUGUACUACGCCAGCUUGAGUUCGAGGUUCCGGUGCUCUACAAAUACGUAGACGAUCUGCUGAUCGCUCUACCAAACGACAAAACUCACGACACGUUGGCGUUGUUCAACAGCUACAACGAACAUUUGCAGUUCACGAUGGAAGAAGAGAGAGACAGCAAAAUACCGUUCCUGGACACCGUCGUCAUCAGGAACCAAGACCAGACCGUGUCAACCGAAUGGUAUUCCAAGCCCAUCGCAUCUGGGCGGCUGUUAAACUACCUGUCGUUUCAUCCAACGGGAAUGAAAAUCAACGUAGCUGCCAACUUCAUCCACCGAGUGACAUCCCUUACGACCGACCAGCCCCUACAACAGCAAAAACAAAUCAUUUUUAAACACCUGCGCCUCAACAAUUAUCCAACAACCCUCAUCAACCGGCUGUGGUCCCGCAAUAACAUGAACAACACAACAGCACCACCAACAACACCAUCCCCCUAG